Messenger RNA from Notodromas monacha, 2839 nucleotides. The record is from the annotation of a GenBank genome assembly. NCBI's taxonomy places the organism in Eukaryota, Metazoa, Arthropoda, Ostracoda, Podocopida, Cyprididae.
GUGAUUGGUUUUGUUUUGUUUCAGUUAUAUUGGAAAUGUGAUGGUUGUCUUCUGACCAAAGAGCCCCCUUUUUCGAAAUUCAUCUUUUAUUCCUUUGGUGUGUGUCGGUCGCUUUCUUUUUUUUUCUUUUAAUUAGAAAAGGCUGCUGCGGUGCGCCUUGGAGCGACACCUGUGAAGUCACGCUGGAAACUGAGUCAUGAAUUACCUCAAGAGCAUGUUUGUAGGGGACACUCCAGACUCGGGAUCGAAACUCCCGCUCAAUAAAUCAGAAGACAGGUUGAGGAAGUGCAUUGCGGAAAUUAAGAGGGAAACUAGAGAAGAGAGGGAAAGGAGACUGAAGAAGAUUUCUGAAAUCAUUGCUGCGAAUUGUGACUUCCAACAGUUGAUGCUGUCUUCAGGCAUUGAACCAGAAGUUUUAUGCACAGGGAAACUCAUGGAUGAGGAUGAACCUUGGGAAUCAAGCACCACAUCAACCAUGUUCAUCCCAUCCAAUAUCCCAGGACUUCCUUUGUUGCUGUCAGAGUUUGAUGAAGAGUCCACAGAAGACUCAACCACUGUGGACACAAAGGACCUGAAGACACUGUUGGAAUCUGAUGAGCAGUUGUAUGAGACUGUCAAGGCCUUUGCAAGGGAACACCAUGAGGAAGUGAGGUUCUUCAUCCAAGACCAUGGAGACUCCACUUCUGGUUGUCAAGUGAGGACUGAUAAGGCUUCAGUUGUCACUAUUGACCACCAGGACCAAAAUGACAGGGCACAGAGUGAAGUGGACAAGGGAGCAGGGGACUUUUUCCCACUCACAGCCUACAUUACUGAAGCAUUAGACAUUGAUGAGGAGCCGGGUAAGCAAGAAGUGGUGAAGCAGUCCUCCAUUCUCCAAUUGGCCAGCACUCUCAAGAGACUGGUGUCUGAGGAGAACAUCCCCAGGGAUGUGCUAGAGGACCUGUUGGUGGAGCAGUACUCUGAGUGUGUCAAGAUGCAUCCAAACCUUGCCCAAGAAGACAUACAUGAGGAGGUGAAGGAGUCUGUCUUGAAGCUGCUCACUGGAGACCAAGACCAAGACCAUCAGACUGCUUCACCAUGUCUCUGGGACUCCAUAUCUCCUAGUCCAAUGCCAACCACUACCUCUGAUGUGAGUGUUAAAAAUCCUUGUCAUAUCUUUUUUAUUGCUGUCCACAUGAUUGCAGGGGUUCUCAAGUCUGACCAUGAAGAGGCCAAGGAGGAGUUGUACCAUAAGUCAGGUGUGCAAAGGAUGGAGUCCUCUGAUGAGGUGCCGGAAAGGGCUGCCAGCCAGGUGACCAUUGAUGACCCUGGCAUGGUGUCCCUGGGUGAGCCUGUGGAGUACAAGUUGGACACUAGUUCCAGCUCCGGCAAGGGAGCUGCUGACUCUCCCAACAGUGGUCAGCACAGUUCUAGUGACCAGUCUCUGGACAUUGGAGCCAUGAGCUCCUCAGAGGAUGAAGCAGAUGUAUUGGACUAUUUUGCCACUCCAACACCAGCAGCUGCCAGUGCUGCAAAAGUGCCUGAGAGGACUGAGCCCUUUUCUGUCAACCCCAAGGAUAGUGUGAGUGAUAAGGACAAGUCAAGUUCUCUCAGAACUGCCUCCUCAACCACUGUGGGUUCUCUGGUGAUGAAACCUGUGGUUCUUGAUGAGCCUGAGUUGGAGAAGGUGCACCAAAUGGUUGAGCAUAAACUGGAAGAGUUGGUUGAGAAAGUCUGUCUGCUGGAAGAAGACAAAUCAGAUGCUGAAGAACCCAUCUUGGAUGCACCUAAAAAAGAGCCUCCUGCAUGUUCCUCAAGUUCAAAGUUGCCAAGAAUCUCUGCUGCCACCAAGUCUGUGGACACUAUUCUCAACAGAAACAAAGGAAAGGUUGGCAACCCUGGCUUGAGCAAGUCCAUUGCUCACCUAGCAAAGCCUGCCAAUGCCAGCUCUCCAAGAACACCCUUGGCCAAGCAGCCAACCAUUUCCAGGACUGUUGGCAAAGUCACCACAAAGCCCUCAGGGUUGCCAAAAGCUGGAAAGACACUCCCAGUUUCUUCUCAAAGACCUUCAUUGGGAGGGUUGAAAAGAACACCAGCCACUAGUCCAGUGAAGCCCAAGGCAGUGGUGGCCUCUACAAGACCAGUUGGUGGAGAGACUGGAGUCAAGCCCAGGAUGCAACUCAAGCGCCCUCCAAUGAUUUCAACAAUGGGUACCAGGACUACAAUGGCACCCAAGAAACCCAUUAGCACUGAACCCAAGAGUUUGAUCCCUAGACUAAACACUCCUUCUCCCAAACCUGUGCCUUGGGAGGAUUGGAACAAGUGGGGAAAAUUUUUGCCAUUUCAUGGCCCCCUGGUGGGGAAGCCAGUGGGAGAAGUGACAGUCAACGCAGUGAGGGCUUCAGUGGGCGAGAAAGGGGGCGUGCCUGCCGAGGAGGAGGAGGCGGCGCUUGUGGCAGCAGCGACGCCCAGACUGGGAGGAGUCUCGUCUCCGUCCCCGCCCCCUGAUUGGUCGCUUCUCGCAUGCGUCCGCAGAUGUCGCGUGAUCAUGUCAAGGUGUCUGCAUGUGGAGGGUCUCACUGUAAUUGUCAAACAUCUUUUACAAACCUGUCCACAAGCCCGGCAAGUGUAUGGUUUCACCCCAGUAUGUAGUCGCAUGUGUCGCGUCAACAUGUCUGACCGUGUGAAUGACCUCUUGCAGAUGUCACACAAGUAUGCCUUGCCACUACCAGUGCUGCCACCUGCACUAGUAGUUGAAGCAGCAGGAGAAGAUGCCCCACUAUCAGACAACACCAGGUCUCCUCCUCCUUCACUUUCACUUCUGUCCUUGUCCCUGCUUAUAAAAGGGGUGGAGACUUGA